Cladophialophora immunda is the source of this 1917-nucleotide messenger RNA. RefSeq lists its product as uncharacterized. Gene Ontology annotation, molecular function: zinc ion binding; DNA-binding transcription factor activity, RNA polymerase II-specific. The record is from RefSeq and is a predicted model, not a curated record. NCBI's taxonomy places the organism in Eukaryota, Fungi, Ascomycota, Eurotiomycetes, Chaetothyriales, Herpotrichiellaceae. The transcript is spliced from 5 exons. Bases 1 to 1917 code for a protein of 638 amino acids. Gene Ontology annotation, biological process: regulation of DNA-templated transcription.
AUGUCCCAAUUGGCCUCGAGAAAUGAUGGGUUGCUGGGUGACUCGUCCAAGAGAACCAAGACGCACCUCGCCUGUGAUCCGUGUCGCCGACGGAAAUCCAAAUGUGACGGCACCCGCCCUUCCUGCCGGCGUUGCGUAGACGCAGGGCUCAGUUGCCACUACCGUGACACUCAAAAUAGCCUUGAAAACGAGGCCUCAAUCCGAGCUACGUUGGCUGGGUUGGAAUCUCGUUUAGAGUCCCUCGAGUCUGCCGGUCGCUCCAUAACACUCCAUUCGCCAGAGCCCGAAGACCGUGUCACCUCCGAAGACGACGUGCUCAGCCUGCCCGCCUUUCACCAUGGUGCCGGCCACAAGAUCCUGCAGUAUUGGUCUCGUUUACGAGUGCGACUGUCGAUCCCGGGCGUGGCGGUCCUGGAGUAUCUGAAGGCCGCUGACAGAGACGAUUUUGUGCUUGCUGACGCCCUCUCUUCCGACCAGUUGGAAGUUCGAGUUGCCCUAUCUGUGCUGAGAGACCUGGCCGAAGCAUUUUAUAACGAGUUGUCCGCGCUUCCAAUCACCGUGGCGACACUUCUGACGCACUGCGACAUGCUUUCCUUCAGACAGAUCUCAACAUGGCUCAAUGAUGCCAUAACCCAAGAACACGUCCCAGAUUCCUCUUUCAGGCUUCGAGAUCUUCCGGUGGCACAUCUCUUGACAUAUACAAUCGCACUCAGGACGAUGCAUGGUGUACAGACCGAGCCAUUCCCGCCGCACCUCGAUGCAGAAACAUGCUUCAAACUGGCACUUCAAGCCUUGUGGCAAGUACACCUGGAGAAUGACGAGAUAUCCGUACCCUUAAUUUUGUGCUUUGCUCAAAUAUAUCUGCACUUUUUCAACAAACCUUUCCACGCACUGUCCAUGUUGCAGGUCAUAGAUGCAGCUAUCGACAGACUAUUUUUGCACUCAAAUGACUGGAAGCAGGAUUUACCACGCUUGCUCUACGGCCAAGUCUUUUAUUUGCUGCAGAGCGAUAUUCUGAGCGAGAUUGACGGCGUUCCGUCGACAAGAGUUCCCUCUCUUGCUCAGCAUGGAUCAAAAUCCCUUCAGAAUAACAAAAGUCCGAUUUUGGCUAGGUCUUACUCCAGGUCGCCCGGAGACCAGAACAUUGAUCAGAACGCUGAAAUACGUCCGACCCCUGUUUCGUCUUUUGAAAUAUCCCAAGCACAGCACGACACGGACCUACUCUUCUCGGCCAAUCUUUGGCUCAGGGCCUGCCUGAACCGAAUCCUUAGCAAAAUGUUCACCACUAGUCAAGCAUACUGUCGCCCGGAUGAAGUUGGGUCAGUGAUUAGCCAGAUCACCUCUGAGUUAGAUAGCUGGUACCAGUCGUUGCCUUUAGCUCUGCAUUUCAGUCGAAAUCUGAGGACGUACCGGACUCUCAUGCCGGCUAGAUCCCUCCGCAUAAGAGAGAUAUCUGUACGCUAUCACGUCUGCGUGUUCGUUCUCAAUCGGCCGGUCCUCUACUGGGUGCUUUACCAAGACAUUGAGAACUCCAACUACCCUGGUAUCGCCGACGGGGCAGAAAGAAAUCUGGUUGCUUGGGUCCUGAAUUCCUGUUACGCGUGUAUUGAGAGCGCCAAACUGAUCGUCUUCAACCUCACACAGUCGAACGUCGGCCAGGUCGGUACGUUCGAAACUCCAGUGCUGAGCUGGCACGAGGCACAACUGUUGAUAGGGGCAUAUGCGGUGUUAUUGUCAGUUCAGACAGCUUCACAAUUUUCAGCGCAGUUCCGUGAGCAGCAAGAGAUCGAUAUGGUUCUUGAUAUGGCAGAAAGCGCCAUGGCAUGCGCAGCGCCUUUAUCGCUUGCCUUUGUGCGGAGCCUGGAGUUGUUGACGAAUAUUCGUCAGGGUUUUCAAUCGCCGAUAGCCUCCUGUUAG